Molecule: messenger RNA, 4427 nt
Organism: Lethenteron reissneri (Far Eastern brook lamprey)
Lineage: Eukaryota; Metazoa; Chordata; Hyperoartia; Petromyzontiformes; Petromyzontidae
Gene: SNX24
Product: sorting nexin 24
Molecular function (GO): phosphatidylinositol phosphate binding
Source: RefSeq, a predicted model, not a curated record
UGCCCCCCCUCGUGUUUCGUCACGCCGCGGUCACGUGACCGGCACGCCCCCCGCGGGGGUCACGUGACGCUGCCGCGCCGGGAGGAAGCGGGCAGCAGCUACAGGAAUGGAGGCGCUCGUUCGCGUCACCUCCUUCAGGCAGGAGGGCGCGGACGCGGAGAGGGCAGCCUCCUCGUCGUCGUCCCCCUACACGGUCUUCAAGGUGGAGGUGACCAUGAACGGCAGGAAGCACUUUCUGGAGAAGCGCUACAGCGAGUUCCACGCACUGCACAAGCAGCUCAAGAAAGUAAUUAAAACCCCUGAGUUCCCACCGAAGCACGUGAGGAAUUGGGUUCCUAAAGUCUUGGAGCAGAGGCGGCAAGGGCUGGAGUAUUACCUGCAGGGAAUCCUGUACGAGAACGAAGAGCUGCCCAAGGUCUUACUGGAGUUUCUCAGCAUCCGGCACCUGCCCUCGAUUCAUAAGGCCGAUAGCUACGACUCCUUGGACGAUCUCGAUUCAGAAGAGCCGAGGCUCUGCCACCAGCCGGUGCUGGCCUACUCCCGGGAUCCGUACGUGCUGCCGGCCAUGUCGGAGGGCCUCCCCAACAUCGUGGUGGACGGUGUUCUGCAGGGCCUGUCCCUGCCGCCCAUACAGCAGAGGUGAUGGUGACCCCGCGACCCAGCUUCUCAUCAGCAAGCGCCUCUUGCCUCUCAAUCCGACACUGGAGCGCUUGCGUGUCUGCACCGUCACUCACUCGCCACUCCCUCUGGGCAAGUGAGCGAGCGCGUGCAUUGACCCUGUGAUCUGCAUCACGUAAUGUUUGUAACGGCAGCUAUAGUACGGGCGGGGUGGGGUUGUUUGUUUUUAUUUCAACCUUGUAUCCACAUACGGCAUAUCAUUUACACAGCAUUAAUAUAUUACGGAAUAGACGUGUGUACCGUAGAUUUUUAAAAAGAACAAUUGAAAGUUAAACAUAUUAUGAGACCUUGUUGAUAGUCUUACUUGAAGCAUUUAAUGGAGAUUAAAGCGAGCUUUGAAAUCAUAAGUACAUAGCAAGUGCUGCAUGAAGGACACUUUAAAAGUAAACUUGGCAUUAACAUACAGUUAUAGUAAUCAUCGUAAUGCGUGUGUGCUGUUGCAUAGGUGUGACAAUCACAGGGAUGGCUGCGCUGCUUGGCUUAGGAUUACAGUAAGUCCUCGUUUAACACGUUAGAUGCAGUUCUGAAAACUGCCGCGAUAAGCGGAAUACGCGUGAAGAUAAUUUUUUUCAUCAUAAAUAAAGUAGUAACAAUAAAGUUUGGCGAGAUAUACGAUGUACUACGGACGCCCGGUGAGAUGGCGGCACAAAUAGCUUGAGGGCUGUGCGCCGCCGCGUUACUGUAUCGUUCCGCUUAGUGUAUUCCUCCGCUCAGCCGCGCAGCUCAAGAAAGUAGUUCAUCGUUGAGCGUGUUACAAAACAAAUACGUUCCUUCGGAGUGGGCAGAUAGGAACUUGGUUGGACAGCGCAUUCGUGCGAUCCGUGUCACGCGGCGCGUCACGUGGUGCGGAGCCCGCCCGAAGCGCUCUAUGAAAUACAAAACGGUGGGCGUGGCUAUGCACGACAGACAGACAAAUAAUCCCUGGUGGGCAUUGUGGAACUGUUGUUCCUACCUGUAAAAAGGCAUUGCCUAAUGAAAGGAGCUGCGUUGUAGCGAAAAAGCAGUGUGCGCGCAAACGUUAAGCGAGGGCUUGGCGUACGUUCCUGUCCCCUAUCCAAACGUAAACCCAUCAAAACGACACGGCGAAGCAGACGAAUCGGUGCUGGAGUCGUGUUUCCGGCGCUGCGUUUGCGGCAGAUGGAAAAAAUUCGUCGGUGGGAACACACAGAGAGACCAAUUCCAGUUUUGUGGCAGUAUUUUCUGCAUGGCUGUGGCCUUCUGAUGAUUGAUAGUCGUAGUGAAAUCUGCACUCUCUUGCCACGGAGGAGGACAUAGAGGGAUUGUACUGCGCUGAUGAUCACUAAUGUCGGGCGAAACCCAGUACGCGAUAGGUCGUGUUGUAUUUACCACCAUGACAUUUUAACAAGGCCGCACAUUCUGGUGGCUGAGAACCCAACAAAAGGCUGCUAGGCAGCCUGAUCCUCGUCAAGGGACAUAAACAAUCACGCAAACUACGGUCAUCCUCGCAGUAGCGGUUUUUCGCAAACCAUGGAACAAAGAUGGUCACUGCAUCGCGCGCUUUCAGAUGCGCUUCUGUGGCCAUUCGGAACGCUCUUCCGAUAUGAGGAAGACACUGGAGAUAUGCACUUUUAAAAUCUCGUUAAAAACUAAUUUCUUUAGAACUGAUUUUUACGUUCAGUUUGCUGCCCUUCCCCCGCACCUCGGAUUUGCACGGUUGGCUACGUACGGUGCGAAAGAUGUUAAACAUACAUACGUAUAUGCACGCAUACAUACUCGCACCGGGCUGGCAAAGUGCACUGCGUUGUUGGUUUGCCCACAGCAGAGGUCGCAAACCGGUUUUGAUUCCUUACCCGUACCCGGCCACACCAGGGUCGCAAACGGGUACCCGUACCCAGCCGUACCCGUACCCUACGGGUAUCGGGAACCUGAUUGCGACCUCUGGGAUGAAGCCAUGUUGCAGGCGCGGGUGGGUUGAUUCUAGGAACUUGAAUUGUGAGAAGAGACAAGACGUUGGGAAAUGAGUGACAAACAGUUACUCACCAGUGACUCACGGUCUACCCGUACCCGGCCGCACCAGGGUCGCAAACGGGUACCCGUACCCAGCCGGGUGCCCGUACCCAGCCGGGUACGGGUAGCCGGGUAUCGGGUAGGGUACGGGUAUCGGGUACCCGGUUGCGACCUCUGGCCCACAGCGAGUGACGGGGGUGCCAAUGGUGCUGUAGCGGCGCGGAGUUGGACGUGACAUCCCCUCUGCCGCCUGCAGUUUUGUCCAAAAACGACGUGUCGUCUGCGACGGCUCCGAAAAAGUUAAACUGUUACCUGCAUGCUUUAUUGAUGUUUAUACUUUAUUAACAAUGUACAUUUAUGUCAACUCGAGGGCUCCUCUUGUUUUUCAAAACGACCCAUCGAGCUGUUUUUGGUGUCGACUGUUGGUGAUGCUUACUACUGACUUUGCUGCUGACUGUGCUUGGAACAGUGUGCCAGUGAGUGAGGCAAUGGUCACUUACCCAAGUGGAGCACACGCGCCAACGCGUUUCAACUCGCCACGUCUCGCAGGAUUUCGCCGGGCUACAGAGUGAACAUUGAAUUUACUCGAUAGGUCAACACUACGGGCCGAGAUUUGCACCUUAAUGGGACAAGGAUCACUGUGGCCUGGCUAGGGUGCCGUGUUGGGACAGGUGGAAGGUGGUGGUGUGCGUUGUAGGGAAGCAGCUGGAAGGCUGCGGAAGGAUUCGGGUGUCGAUUGCUGUCCGACACGGGCUCGGGGAGACUUCUCAUCGUCGCCCGCAAGCUCGCUGCUGUUAACACUACCGCAUGUUUGUGAACGUGAGAGACUGCUGCCCUUGACACCGUUUGGAAGCGAGCAAUAUUGCUUGUGCUGUCAUACGCAGAGCUAAACGAGGGUCGGUGUCUUCAUGGACACUCGGCGGUUCCAAAUGAGGUCAACGGCGUCUAACUAAAUUUUCCCACUGCGAAUGAAAAUCUAAAUUACGUUCACGGAAGCUGGGCCAUGCAUUGGCCCGGGAUAAAUCAAACUAAACUAGAAGAAUUACAGCUGACACUAACGUCGCGAAGUAUGCUCCCUCCUCCUCCCUCCUCCUCCCUCCCUCCUCCUCCCUCCCCCCUCCCCCCUCCUCCUUACCCCCUCUUCCUCCCUCCCCCCUCCUCCCUCCGCCCCCUCCUCCCCCCUCCUCCCUCCCCCUCCUCCUUACCCCCUCCUCCCUCCCCCUCUUCCUCCCCCCUCCUCCUCCCUCCCCUCCUUACCCCCUCUUCCUCCCCCCUCCUCCCUCCUUACCCCUCUUCCUCCCUCCCCCCUCCUCCUCCCUCCCCUCCUCCUUACCCUCUCUCCCUCCCCCCUCCUCCUCCUCCCCCCUCCUCUCUCCCCCCUCCUCCCUCCCUCCUGCCCCCUCCUCCCUUCCAUUGCGUGCCGAUUGGCCCAUUGUGCAGCUGAGAAUACCAAUGGGACAGCAUUGGCCCGAAAGGGUCCUGUUGUUGGUCAAGUUGUUCACCUUUUAAUUUCAGAAAAUACAAUUUUAACUUUGCGUUGUAUUGAACGCCUUUAUAGGAAUAUCGAUGUAAUGACACAUUGUAGGAUAGACGUGAUUGUCUUGUUUUCUGCCCGUUCAUACACGAUGCGUAUUAUUUGAUGCAACAUACUAUGCCCUCGAGUCACAGAGCACUGUUAAAAAGAGUCCUCGGAACUCACUGAAUAUAUUAUUUAAAACGAAAACGUCACGUGUCAUAACACGCCUUCGUGUAAAUGCAAUAAAAGCAAAAUGCUGUUAUGA